Molecule: messenger RNA, 615 nt
Organism: Poecilia latipinna (sailfin molly)
Lineage: Eukaryota; Metazoa; Chordata; Actinopteri; Cyprinodontiformes; Poeciliidae
Product: claudin-4-like
Exons: 2
Coding region: 1-603 (200 amino acids)
Cellular component (GO): membrane; bicellular tight junction
Molecular function (GO): structural molecule activity
Source: RefSeq, a predicted model, not a curated record
AUGAGACCAUCAGCAGUUCAGAUGGUUUGUUUGGCCUUUGGGGCCGUCGGGUUAAUUGGGGCCAUCAGGUGUUGCACCCUCCCUCAGUGGGUGGUUUGGGUCUACAGGAGUGAAAACAGGACUUCAAAGGAACAUCAAAGGGGUCUGUGGAUGGACUGUGAGAAGCAGAGCACCAGACGGCUGGAGUGCAAACUGCAUGACUCCAUGGUGGCGCCACCCCCUCUACUUCAGGCCUUCAGGGCCAUGACCGUCAUCAGCUGCAUCCUCUGUGGGCUCAGCCUCCUCAUCCUGUUCUUUGGUGCCGACUUCACCACAUGUGUUCAGAACCAAGACACCAAGCACAGAACCAUCCUGGUGGCCAAGGUGGGCCUGCUGCUGGCCGGCCUGCUGGUGAUCAUCCCUGUCAGCUGGGUGGCGCAUACGCCAUACGCCUUGAUGGUGAGAGACACGCCAGUGAGGUUCAUGAAAGGAGCUAGCAUUUCUGUUGGCUGGGCAGCUGGUGUGCUGAUGAUCCUGGCUGGAGUUCUGCUCUACUGCUUCAGCAGACCCAGAUCCAGCAGCUCUGGAGGAACCGCCAAGUUCUACAGCAACAAAGCUUUGUGAGUCGUUUCUUUU